AUGCCUAAAAAGCGCCUUGUGUCCCCAGAACAACCAACAUUCGAGUUGCCGUCGCUUCCGCCGUGGAGGACGCCGAAGAUCAAGAUCUUACAUCACACGCCCUCGCGAGGAAGAUCGCUGCUAGACGAGAAUGACAUCUUUGAGACCCCGCAGGAAGGUGAUCAGAUAAAAAAAGUGGAGAAGAAUCCAGAUGUGUACGAAUAUGCUCCUUUCUGCGACAAGAAGCUACUAGCCAACAGCAAGGUGACUCAACUGCUGAACUCCGAGACGGCCACUCAUUGCCUCGUGUUUCACAAAGACGAACAUAGGUCACCUAACAAAAAAUACAGGCCUGACCUUAACAUGGACUGCUGUAAUAGCUCAGAUGAAGAGGAUUUGCCACUAGAUGGUAGCCUUCUAGAGCCGGUCACAGGGCCCUCAUGCACAUCAGAAAGGCCUAAUAUUAGACGUUUCGAAAACAAUGCUUCAACUGAAAGGAAUGCACUUCGAGACUUCUGGGGUGGCUCAGAGGUCCCUGAAAUACUAGAUCGAAGCCAGCUUCGAGACCUGUAUACCAUACUGCAGCAGGAAAGCGACCUUGUACAUCGCAGCGAGCGCCAAGUGCAAUCUCAGAACCAAAUUCCUCGCCAAAUUGAAGGAGACAUCUAUCAUUGGCUUCGAAAAUACUGCAAUAACACUUGGGAAGGGGGCUCGUGGAUGUUCAACGGCUAA
Lachancea thermotolerans CBS 6340 is the source of this 711-nucleotide messenger RNA. It is a transcript of the gene APC9, whose product is annotated as anaphase promoting complex subunit 9. The record is from RefSeq and is a predicted model, not a curated record. The transcript has a single exon. Bases 1 to 711 code for a protein of 236 amino acids. NCBI's taxonomy places the organism in Eukaryota, Fungi, Ascomycota, Saccharomycetes, Saccharomycetales, Saccharomycetaceae.